Molecule: messenger RNA, 706 nt
Organism: Aspergillus steynii IBT 23096
Lineage: Eukaryota; Fungi; Ascomycota; Eurotiomycetes; Eurotiales; Aspergillaceae
Exons: 1
Coding region: 75-560 (161 amino acids)
Source: RefSeq, a predicted model, not a curated record
AACCCACUAUCCUUCCUCCACCAACAACCAAAAAAAAAAAAAAAAAAUAAACUAAACCAAAAACCAAAACCAAAAUGCUCCCCUCCCCUCUCGCCCUGCAGGUCAUCAUCCUGGCCCCGCAGCUCAUCUCUCUCUCGUCCUCGCCCUCCCCGGACCUCUCGCUGUCCGCAACCGUCCACAACCCAUCCAGCAGCCCUGUCACGGUGCUGCGAUGGAACACGCCGCUGGACCCUCGCGCCGGAGUCCUCGGCGUCUUCGAGAUUCACGACGAGCGUGAGAACCAGACCGUCCCCAUCGACACCAUCAAGUUCAAUCGCAAGCUGCCUCCCUCGGACGAGGACCUCGUCGAGAUCGCCCCCGAGAGCUCCGUCAAGGUCGAUGUGCAGUUGCCGCCCGUGAAGCUGCAGGCUGGGCGCGAGUAUAGCCUUAAGGCGAAGGGUCGGUGGCAUGGCAUUUGGGAGGGUGGGAAGGCGGAUGUGGAUGGGGUGAUGUUGGAUAGUUUGGAAGGGGUGGAGAGAGGAGAGUUUGAGUCGAAUGUGGCGAGGGUCAGGGUUGAGUGAUCCUGUUACUUACUUGGUCUUGUAUUAUCUUGCGUUUAAGUGCCUGACGACGUGUGGGGAUGUGGAUCAGUUGUUGUAGUGAUAUUGAUGAGACAAUGCAUAUGAACGAAGGUGUUUUCAAUUUGGACCAGAGGUGUGUCCUUGGC